UGAUACAUCAUAAGCAAGUAGUAGCUGUAUAGUAAAAGUUGUAAAAGAGGUAUAGAUAGUUCCAUGGCAAAGAGCAAGGAAGACAUAAAAUACGCUACAGCACAGGCCAAGUUAUCAGAAGAUGAAGCACUGAGAGUUGCUUACAAGGCAGACACUCCACUCGAAAGUGGAAAGAUUGCAGACUCUCAGCCUGUCGAUCUUUUCUCCGCUGCUCACAACAUCUCGCGUCAACAGGGCACCAUUGCUCACUCUCAGCCUGUUGAUCUCUACUCCUCAGCUCGAAACAUCUCCUCAGCAACAACCGGUGAUCAUAAAGAAGACGGCGAUGACCAGAAUUCGGGUCACAAACUCAAAACUACGUGAGGACAAGCCAAACAAUGCUGCAGAUCAUGUGAUAUUAUGGUUCUUUGUAUGUUUCACCUUUCAAGCAUGUAAUAAUAAAGUGUAAUUGUACUGCUUAGAUAAUAAAGAGUGAGUUGUAUGGAAUAGUUUUGUAUUUUUGUGACUCUUGAGUACUGACAAUCUCCUUCA
Molecule: messenger RNA, 531 nt
Organism: Daucus carota subsp. sativus
Lineage: Eukaryota; Viridiplantae; Streptophyta; Magnoliopsida; Apiales; Apiaceae
Product: SEED MATURATION PROTEIN 1
Exons: 1
Coding region: 64-363 (99 amino acids)
Biological process (GO): seed dormancy process
Source: RefSeq, a predicted model, not a curated record